Messenger RNA from Moesziomyces antarcticus, 372 nucleotides. RefSeq lists its product as uncharacterized. Bases 1 to 372 code for a protein of 123 amino acids. NCBI's taxonomy places the organism in Eukaryota, Fungi, Basidiomycota, Ustilaginomycetes, Ustilaginales, Ustilaginaceae. The record is from RefSeq and is a predicted model, not a curated record. The transcript has 3 exons.
AUGACGCCUUCGCAGCGGAUGGCAGAAUGGGCCGCGGCAGUGCAGCUCGGAUUUACGUGGGUUGGACUACGCGAGCAGCCUCGGCCGUCCUCUGCCAAGUGGUUGAUGUCGAGCGAUGGCGAGCUCAACCCACCUCCUGGUCGGCGCAGCUUCCCCACAUUUGCUUGCUCGCAUGGCGCAGCAUCCUCGCCUCGGCCGUCGACAUGCGGUGCUCACUGGCGACUGCUUUUCCAGCACCGCCAAGUCACCGACGUCCAAGGCAUGCAUGCAGGGCUUGCCCAAGCCCCGCAUUUGCUCGCGCUUGAGCGUCUGGAGCCCGAUGACGGAACGGUCACCGAAGCUCGUAGCACGCUUGCUACGAUCCCGGUGUAG